GCCACCGUCCAGUGCCUGCCGACUCGUCGCGUCGCGCGGUCGCGUGAUCCUCGAGCGUGCGAGCGAGCGUGUGCUUAUCGCGCCUUUAUCGUCGACCGCGACGCGCUCUGCGCGUCACGCUGUCGUGCGUUUCCGAGCGCUUGUUGCGCUUCAUCGACAGAUGCGUCGUCGGCGCGCUUCUUCGUCGCCGUCGGGAACCGGUGUAAGCCUCUAAGUCGCGCGGUAGCAGCCGGGUUUCCCUGUGGGGGGACACGUGGCAAAAUAUUUGUGUCGUGAAGAUAUCGGACGACGGAUGGAUGGAAUAAAUUGAUGGGCGGACACGCCACACACGGUAAAUUGGGUAAGGAAUAAAUCGUUUCCAAGAUGGGGGCGAUGUUCAGGAGCGAGGAUAUGGCCCUUUGCCAGCUGUUCAUUCAGCCGGAGGCGGCUUACCUUUCCGUUUCUGAACUUGGCGAAACCGGUACGGUGCAAUUUCGCGAUCUGAACGGCGACGUGAAUUACUUUCAACGGAAAUUCGUCAACGAGGUCCGGCGAUGCGACGAAAUGGAGCGCAAGCUUCGAUACAUCGAGGCGGAAGUGAAGAAAGACGACGUGCCGAUCCCGGAUGAUCUUACGGAGCUACCGCGCGCACCCAACCCACGCGAGAUUAUAAAUCUCGAGGCGCAUCUCGAAAAAACGGAGAACGACAUACGAGAGCUGAGCCAGAACGCGGUAAAUUUGAAGAGCAACUAUCUCGAGCUGACGGAGUUACAGCAUGUACUCGAGAGGACACAAGGGUUCUUCACGGAGGAAGAGGCCAACGAUUCGAUCACCAGGGCGCUCAUCAACGAGGAACCGCAGAAUCCUGUCGUCACUACACGUGGACGCCUCGAAUUCGUCGGCGGGGUGAUAAAUCGUGAACGGGUCCCAGCCUUCGAGAGAAUGCUCUGGCGAAUAUCGCGCGGGAACGUAUUUCUCCGGCGAAGCGAGCUCGAUAAACCACUGGAGGAUCCGGCUACGGGCAACAAAAUCUACAAGACGGCCUUCGUGGCGUUCUUCCAAGGGGAGGAACUGAAAAGCCGUAUAAAGAAGGUUUGUACCGGCUUCCACGCUUCGCUCUAUCCGUGUCCGACCAGUCCUGCCGAGCGUCAAGAGAUGGCAAAGGGUGUUCGAACAAGGCUGGAGGAUUUGAAUUUGGUAUUGAAUCGGACGCAAGAUCACAGGCAGCGCGUUUUGCAUAACGUGGCGAAGGAAUUGCCAAACUGGAGCAUCAUGGUGCGCAAGAUGAAGGCCAUUUAUCACACGAUGAACCUGUUCAACAUGGACGUGUCGAAGAAGUGCCUUAUCGGGGAAUGCUGGGUGCCGGUGUCUGACCUCGCAACCGUACAGCAUUGCCUCACGGAAGGAUCGCGACUCUGCGGCAGCUCCAUACCGUCCUUCCUCAACGUGAUCCACACGGACGAGAAUCCGCCGACGUUCAACAGGACGAACAAGUUCACCAAGGGUUUUCAAAAUCUGAUCGACGCGUAUGGGAUUGCGUCGUACCGCGAGGCUAAUCCGGCGCUCUACACUAUCGUGACCUUUCCUUUCCUGUUCGGCGUAAUGUUCGGCGAUGCCGGCCACGGACUGAUAUUGACGCUCUUCGCCGCCGCUAUGAUAAUCAAGGAGAAGAAGAUCAUCGCGCAGAAGUCGGACAGCGAGAUCGCAAACAUAUUCUUCGGCGGCCGCUACAUCAUCCUCCUCAUGGGUCUGUUUUCCAUAUACGCUGGUAUCAUCUACAACGACAUAUUUUCAAAGUCAGUUAACAUAUUCGGAUCUAGUUGGGAGAUCUCGUACAACAUGAGUACAGUGACGGAAAACCCCGAGCUCCAGUUGCAUCCGGGGCAUAACUUUAAACAGUAUCCAUAUCCCAUGGGCCUGGACCCGGUUUGGGUGCUCGCUCGCAACAAGAUUGUAUUUCAGAAUUCGUUUAAAAUGAAGCUGUCCAUCAUUUUCGGCGUCGUGCACAUGAUGUUUGGCGUGUGCAUGAAUAUCGUCAAUAUCGUAAACUUCAAAAGGUUUCACAGCUUGUUCUUGGAAUUCCUGCCACAACUGCUCUUCCUUAUUCUGCUGUUCUUUUACAUGACUGUCUUGAUGUUCAUCAAAUGGAUUCUGUAUAACUCUAAUGAUGACGAUUCGCCGCGAAGUUCAAAGUGCGCUCCAUCAGUCUUGAUAACGUUCAUCAACAUGAUGCUCUUCAAGCACUCCAAUAUGCCGGAAGGUUGUUCCGAGUACAUGUUCGAAGGACAAGACAUUUUGCAGCUGACUUGCUUCGGCGCCGCUAUCUUGUGCAUCCCGGUGAUGCUCUUCGGAAAGCCGUUAUAUGUCUUGAGCACGAGAGCGAGUAAACGCAGGAACACGGGGAAGGUGUGCAGCAACGGAAAUGCAUCGCAAGAGAUCGAAAUGCAGAGCGAAGGAGUGCAGACGGCAGGAACCAGCAACGACACGGCGGCCAGCGGCGGCCACGGCCAUGACGAUGGCCCUUUCAGCGAGCUGAUGAUCAAUCAGAGCAUCCACACUAUCGAAUACGUGCUCUCCACCGUUUCGCACACCGCCUCUUACUUGAGAUUGUGGGCAUUGUCGUUGGCUCACUCUCAGCUGUCCGAGGUGCUCUGGAGCAAGUUGCUGCGGAUGGGUUUGGGCGCCGAUGAAGGCGAAUUUUUCAGCAGUGUGUUUUUGUUCAUAUUUUUCGCCGCCUGGGCGUUCUUCACUAUCGCCAUUCUCGUCAUGAUGGAGGGCCUCUCGGCAUUCCUGCAUACGCUUCGACUUCAUUGGGUCGAGUUCAUGACCAAAUUCUACGAAGGCCUAGGAUAUCCCUUCCAGCCGUUUUACUUUAAGAGUAUUUUAGAUGCCGAGGAUACUGAAGAGUAAGCGGCCGCUAGUCCAGACAGCAAUAAUCGUUAGAUAGAUAUAUAGAUGUAUAUGUACACAUUUAUUGAGUUAUACGCGCGAAGACCUCUUUAUACAUUAUGGAUAUACUUUAUACAUUAUGUAUCGAGUAUUCUCAUAUACACGCCUUGUUUCGUUGCCUGGAGGACUAGAGGGAACGGGAGGACCAAACCGCCGUGGAUUGUUUUAAAUAAGCCUGACAAUAUGUGCCUUCGGUAAUUUUAGCCGUCGAUCGCGUGCAUGUAACGUGCGAUUGGAUUAACGCUGCCCGCCGCGCUCGUACCAUCCCGACCGCGAUUUUUCCGUAAUGUUUAAGAGAAAAAGAGAAAACGCAGUUUUUUCCCCACCGACGCGAUCAAUAGCGCAGGUGGACCGUUCUGUUUUCGCGAAAUAACGAGCGAAUAAAUUGGCGAAGAACGGCGGGCUUGCGCCGUGCCCAACAUUAAUCCGUCUGAUUGUACAUCGGUGGAAUAUGCGUGCGCGAUAAUCGCAAUAUCGCAAUAUAAUCGUUUUUAACACAUUUCUCCCGCGAACAUUUACGCCGUGCGCGCGCGAGCGGAGAGAAACAUUUAUUUGCGCAUUAAAUAUUUAUUGGUAUUUGCUUCCGCUCGCAGCCGAAUGAGUCGCCGAUAGGGAACUGAAAAUUUAUCCGUUUUCGAAUAUUGUAUAGCUGAGUCACCGCGACGUUUUUAUCUGCCUUUAUUUCGCGUCGACUCUUUUAAAUUUAUAUUUUUUACGCGGGAUUGUUUAAUGAAAAGAAGAAGAAAAAAAAGAGAGAAGCCCUUCUCAGCCAGUGGACUAACCGUUUUGUUUGAAACAAGAUACGCUUAAAACUGACUUCGCUCGUUUAGUGUUAAGGCUCCUGCUUCCUCUCCAUGGCCAUUUUGAUCAAUAACGUCAAAAGCGAGGAAAUACAUGCUCGGAAUUCUUGCGAGGCAAGUGGAAAUUACACGUUCAUAAAGUAAUGCAUGUUUGCACUUGCAACUGAUUGAGCGGAUUUAUAAAAUUCGCGCUUUGCUCCAAAAUAAUCAACAAGUAGUAACGAAAUUACUGUGAUAAAAUCACGUAGUUGAGAAGCGCGCAAAAUAUUUUAUGUUGAUCUUGCGCUAAUUUCACGGCAAUUUUUUAGUACUUUGCAAACUUGCUCAAUCGAGAUUGUCACUUUGUGGGCGUAUAUUAUUUCGACGUAUUUCUCGCAAGAAUUUCGAGCGUGUAUUUUCUCCUUUCUCCGGUCUCAUUAAUCAUCGAGAUGAUCGUGGCGAAGGACCAGGAGCCUCAAAGCGUCGCGUGUUAUAAUCGCGGCAUUACGAGACGGAGGUGUAAAAAGGAAAAUGUAACAGGUGCAUGCGCGAUUCACAAAUCAUGCUGCUACUGCUGCUGCUGCUGCUGCUGCCGGUGCUCAGUGCGCAUCGUAUUCAUUCCAUUAAUUACCUAGUAUAGCGGGGACACGCCAUAGUCGAAUAGUUUGUCCUUAAGCGACGUCGUUUUGUAAUGUUUUAUCGCAGCGAUUAAUCGCGACGCGUGCAGCCGUCACCGCGGGAAAAGCGGCGAUUCGAACCGUUGUAAUUUCGCCCGGUUACACCCAGAAGAAGAAUCGUGUUCUCGUCGAGCAAACGCGCUCGACGAAUAAUCAAGAUCACGGAAACGCGUCGCACGAUCAAUAUGCGUCUGAUCGAUCCGUUGACUCGAUAAUGAACGAUCGUGAGCGGAGCUCGCUUAAGCAGCGUUGGUGCUGCGAACGCGUGGCAAUUACAACGGUUCGGGUGUCUAUGAAAUCAGAGUGGGAGAAACCACCGCGUGCCGCUACGUAGGGUCUAAUUAAUGUUCGACAGUCUCAGCGAGCAGCGUCGCGAGUGUACAUUAUAUACAUAUAGAACAUAGAAUACAUUCUGCAUUACUGAAGUACAAAUCCUCCUGAGUGAUGAGUAACCAAGGAUAUUCGAAUUUGCGAGUUACCAUUACGACUGUAUCCGCCGUGGAAAAGAGCGCGUCGAUCCUCUCUAAAAUACCGCAUGUUAUUAAAAAUCUCGAAUGUAUCAAAGUUACAUCGAAGCAUUAAACCUUUUUUCCGUGAUGCUGA
Molecule: messenger RNA, 4987 nt
Organism: Odontomachus brunneus
Lineage: Eukaryota; Metazoa; Arthropoda; Insecta; Hymenoptera; Formicidae
Gene: Vha100-2
Product: V-type proton ATPase 116 kDa subunit a
Exons: 14
Coding region: 364-2889 (841 amino acids)
Biological process (GO): proton transmembrane transport; vacuolar acidification
Cellular component (GO): plasma membrane; vacuolar proton-transporting V-type ATPase complex; vacuolar proton-transporting V-type ATPase, V0 domain
Molecular function (GO): proton-transporting ATPase activity, rotational mechanism; ATPase binding
Source: RefSeq, a predicted model, not a curated record